Molecule: messenger RNA, 1893 nt
Organism: Hyaloscypha bicolor E
Lineage: Eukaryota; Fungi; Ascomycota; Leotiomycetes; Helotiales; Hyaloscyphaceae
Exons: 2
Source: RefSeq, a predicted model, not a curated record
AUGGCUGUGAGCAUUGGUAACGGUCAACAGCGUCUGUACCCUUUGUCAGUAACGUUCAAGGCUACAAUUCUGGAUGAUAUUGCCAAGUUUACUGUCACACACAACUUCUACAAUGAUUCCAGGGCUAGCCUAGCAACUGCCGACUUCACCUUCCCACUUCUACCAGAGUGCUCAAUUUUGGACUUCAGUUGUACCUUUGGGGGAUCUGCUGGUAACAACAGGGUUCUAAGAGCGAUAGUCUUGGAGAAACAGACGGCUCGAAACAGAUUCUGUGACGCUCAGAAAGAGGGCAAAAAGCCAGGUCUGCUCGAGCAAAGCUCUGGUGAUGUCUUUAAAUCGGCCGUGGGCAACGUACUUGCAGGGGCUCGGAUUCGGACAGAGAUUGCGUUUGCUAGCUUCUUGAGGCGCCGUGUCCGCCCUGAUGGGACAGUUGUCACGACAGUGACAAUACCCAUAAGCAUUGCCCCUCGAUACGGUCGCCCGCCUCCAGAAUGGGAACGCACAGGGCUACCACUACCGCCUCUCGGCCUCAGUGCUGAGCUUCAGAUUCACACAGAAUAUUCUUCGAGCAUGUCCGUAAAUUUGGUGUCAGAUCACCAGAAAUGCACGACCUUUGAGCAACGGGCUAGGAUAUAUCGGGGCGACGACACAGCUGCGCCAGCAAUGACCGUGGUGAAUAUUCGAAACAAGGACCCUCUCCAGAGAGGCGAUGUCGUGCUGGAUAUCAUUAAGGGACCAGAGCCUGAGGUGCCCAUGGCUUGGCUAGAAGCCCAUACUGCAAAAUCCAACCAUUACGCAGCCAUGAUAACGCUUCCAAAACCGGUAGCGCAGUCGAUGCAUGCCGCUCGGGCUGGUGUCAAGCGCGAGAUCAUUUUCCUUGCAGACAGGUCAGGCUCGAUGAAAGGCAAGAUCGAAGGUCUCAGAACGGCCAUGACUGUCUUUCUCAAGGGCAUUCCCCUAGAUCGCUAUUUCAACGUGUGGAGUUUCGGGAGUCAACACCAAGCCCUAUGGCCACGGUCUGUGCAGUACAGCAAAGUGAAUCUUGCACAUGCUCUCAGAUAUGUAGGGGGGUUUGAGGCAAAUAUGGGCGGGACGGAGAUCCAGCCAGUGCUUAACGAUAUCAUCCAAACUUCAGCCACGGAUGGGGAGACAAAAGACGUUGUGGUUUUAACGGAUGGGGAAGUCAACGACGAGAUUAUGGGGGCGACGUUGAGGCUUGUUGCGAAAGCAAAGCAUGACACAGGGGGGCGCAUGCGAUUCUUUGCCCUAGGCAUCGGCGACGAGGUAUCGCACGCCCUCGUAAACGGGAUUGCACAGGCUGGUGGAGGAUAUUCGAACGUUAUUGGGACCGCAGAUUAUAACAUGUGGCCGGACAGGAUGGCGGCGGUGUUGGAAGCUGCUUCAGAAGAGCAUCUAGGCAGUGUGCAGGUGCAAGUCGAUGCUCAUGAUAUUGUCCAGCCUCAUGAAGCUUCUUCUUUCCGGAGACCUAUUCCCUUGCAGUCACCUGCUGAUCUGGCUUUGCUUCCUGCCUUCUCUCGUAAUCGAAUAUUCAUGUUGUUUGACCUCCGAGUGUGGAGGCAUGAACCCCCCUCGUCCAUCACAAUAACGACCAGGAACUCGUUAGGACUCGUCGUUCGCCACGAAGCCGUUACUGUACAUCGAGCUUCCGGUACCAAUACCCUCAUACACCGCCUGGCAGCCCGAGCAGCCAUUGGAGAUCUUGAGCGUGGCGAGAGCUGGGUUCAGUUGAAUCCGAGAGGACCUGAGCAUGGAUCUGAACAGGAGACAGCGCUAACUAGGAAAGAAGGUGUGCGUCUUGGGCGCGAGUGGAAUCUUGUCUCAAAGUGGACCAGCUUUUACCUGGAGGAGUCUCGUCACCCAGGAACCUCAGAU